AUGGACGACGACCUCAGCAUCUUCAUCACGGACAGCGACGACGACAGCUACGACGCCGAGGCGGCUUGCUGGAUGUUGGAUGACUCGUCGUCCAAAUACGCGUGCUCGAAGUCCAAGAGGUGCCGCGUGACUUCAUCGACCAGCUGGAUCCGAUGCCAGAAAUGCAGCUUCGAAGCCGAGCUUGCGCAGAACAACCGCGCCUGCGACAGUGUCGACCAAGACUUACCAGAGGGGCCCCGUCCAGCCCCUGGCCAGCCAUGGGCAUCGAAGGCUCGGAAGCAAUCAGAGUUGAACUUCGGCCAGCCCGACGCCAAAAAAAUCAGAACUGGCAGCUCCGAGAAGCCUGCGCCUCAGACGCCCGAGGAUGCCAAUCCAGCUCCACGUCGCGACCCUCUCUCGGCGCUGACAGAGGCCAAGUCCAAAAUGAGCAUCCGCCCGCGGGUCAUCGACUGGAGCUUGGUCCCCGAGUCUUGGGCGCCUUUGCUGCAGGAUUGGCGGGGCCUGAUGAACCCGCCGAGCAUCUGA
Molecule: messenger RNA, 525 nt
Organism: Prorocentrum cordatum
Lineage: Eukaryota; Dinophyceae; Prorocentrales; Prorocentraceae
Source: the annotation of a GenBank genome assembly